Messenger RNA from Diachasma alloeum, 4434 nucleotides. RefSeq names its product complexin (gene cpx). Lineage: Eukaryota; Metazoa; Arthropoda; Insecta; Hymenoptera; Braconidae. Gene Ontology annotation, molecular function: syntaxin binding. The transcript has 5 exons. The coding region runs from base 325 to 750 and encodes 141 amino acids. Gene Ontology annotation, biological process: synaptic vesicle exocytosis; regulation of neurotransmitter secretion; neurotransmitter transport. The record is from RefSeq and is a predicted model, not a curated record. Gene Ontology annotation, cellular component: SNARE complex; terminal bouton.
UCAGUCCACAACCGUUAGCCACGAGACUUCAAUCUACUCUCCUCAAACACAGCAAAAAAUAAUAAUUCUGCAGAAAAAAAUUUUCCACAUUAUUCUUUAGUUUUUUUUUUCUUUCAACGAAGAAAUACUUGAGGAGGGUAAAUAAAGUUGCUCAACGACAACGGCAAGUUUAACGUUUAACUAUAAAGAGGGAAGAGAAGCGGGCGGAGGGACGAAGAGACUGCGGACGAGAGGGAAAGGCGUGAGGUGAAAGGCAGACGACCGGGCACGGGAGUAUCAGAAUUAAAGUAACUAGACAGCGGUGAGAGACUCGCAGUAUCAACAAUGGCGGCUUUUGUGGCGAAGCAGAUGGUUGGAAACAAGCUGAAUGCCGUCAAAGGGGCGGUAGGUGGCGAGGGUGGUGACGAUGACGACAAGGAGAAGGAGGAAGAGGCCGAGAGGGAGAGACAGGAGGCCAUCAGGGAGGCUGAGGAGAGACGGAAAGAGAAGCACCGCAAGAUGGAGGAGGAACGAGAAAAAAUGCGACAGGAGAUCAGAGAUAAGUACAAUAUAAAGAAGAGAGAGGAGGUGCAGGAGAUGAUGCCUCAGGAGGAACCCAAUCCCUUGAUGCGCAAGAAGAAGACCCCGGAGGAACUCGCUGCUGAGGCUGAGGCUGAGGAACAGGACGAAUUUACGAAACUCAAGAACACACUCGAGACCCACGUAACGGAGAUUAAAACACAAAUUGAAAACAGAUGCAGCUUGCAAUGAGCCAUCCAGACGCGUCAAUUGCCAGUGACAGCUGAUUGUCACUGGUCUGGGAGCUUCCCGGGAAGCUGCCGAGGGAACACAGUACGAGUAUAGUCAGACAACACACUGGAAUAGUCAAUGCGCGGGAUAAGAAGAGGAGAAAAAACAACAUCAGCUGCAAGUGGAAGCGAAAAAAAACGAGAGAGAGAGAGAGAACAAGUGGAAUGCAGUCAUCGUCCAAAUAGUCGAGUCACGGCACGAACGGAGCACUGCGCCCUCUGACGGGGCGGGGGGUAGCGGUGAGUUCACCGGAAGCGUUCGGGUGCUUUUCCAAAUAAAAAUAUCGACCUACGGAAUACUAAAGAGAAAGGAGGAGAAGGUGGGAGUCGAUUGUACGGAUUCGUGUCACGCAUUCUUCCAUAGACUUGAGGGCUCAUCCUUGGGAAUACCGUGGGGGUAGGAGGGGGAGGGGGUAGGGUAUCCAAGAAAAUGGAAGUUGACUCUAGAAACGACAUUUUUUGAAAUCGGAGAAAGAAAGCCACUCAAGUCUGAUCGACCCGCCAAUAUCUUUAAAGUAGGUGCAUUAUUCGUGGAAAAAUUUUCUACCAAGCUCAGAACAUUUUCACAUCAAAGUUUCACGACAGCGGGUAAAGGGGAGUGGAAUAGAAAAAAUAAAAUACGAGUGAAGGACGAAAAAAAGGAAACAGGGAGUGAAGAAUAGAAUGGAGGAGACAUGAAGACCCUCAAGGACUUUUGCAAAUUACUGGUUCAAUCACUCGAUGAGAACGUCUAUCCAUUGAUGAAGCAUUCCAUUGUUCCAGGGUUGAAUGAAUGCUGCCUACUUUCUCUUUAUUCCUCCUGGUAUAUUACUCCGACAUCUCUCCAGCACGGCCCACUCAUACUUUAAACAUUGUUCUGGAAUCUCGGAGGUGCCAAGUGAAUAAAGUUUCAGGGAGUGAAGGCCCCCGGGAGAAUCUCACUAAAUCGGUGAGAUUCUUUCCUCUUUUUGGCACUUCAUUGUCAACGAAAAUUCAAAGGAAUGUGAUUUAAUUAAGUAAAAGCUUGGGAAAAGGGCCCGACUUCACCAACAAUCGACGAAACACCCGGGACAAUGACUGGUUUUUUCAUUGACAAACAGCUGAGAAAGUGAGAAGAGAUGACAACAAUUGAAAUAAUGAAUAAUAAAUUGAUAAAAAAAAGCAAAACAAGUAUAUAGUCCUUAAGUUUAUAGUGAAUUACGGAUAGAAAACUACCGAUAGCGGAGUUAUGUAGUUGUUGAACCGUGCGACGGCUGUUUGAAUAAUAACGAUUUAAAAAAAAAUAAAUGAAAAAAAAUUAGCGUUAAUUAAACAAAAAACAAACAAGAAAUAACCAAAAAUGAGGAAUAACACGUAGUUAGGGACAUAGGGCCAGGGGGACGAGAGCCUUGUGUGUGUUUGCGUGAGUGCUGUGUGUUUUUUGGGAUGCAUUGAACAAAAAAUAAAACAAAUUAAUUAGAUUAUUUAUUUUGCGUGAUUAUCAAGUGCGAGUAUGUUUUUGAGAGAAUCGAGGAAUUCGGAACCGACAAUUCACGAAGAAAAAAAUAUCCACGUGAGCUGAGCUCGAUGAUCUGUCUCGCAUUUACAGUGAUAGCUCCAAUGAUCGGGGGAGUGAAUGUUGCGUUGACAUUUGUUAAAGUUAUAAAAAAAAUAGUUGGAUGUUGAACUGCGCGACAUUUCAGUCCUCCUAAUUGGAAACGAAAGGGACGAAAGAUGAAGGGAAAAGGUAAAUUGGAGGCACCGAUCAACGUGCAAGUGAUGCAUGCCUUAUAUAUCUACAAUAUAAUACAUAACUAUAAUUAAAAAAACAAAAAAGAAAUUACAUGCGAUAAAAUGCGUCGAACGUUCUGCCUGCCAGAAAGGAAGUUUUCUUUGACGCUUGGGUGAGGAAUAUGCGGGAGACCGAGAGGAAAAAAAGGAAAAUUUUCAAAUGAAUAAAAAGCUGAAAGAGAGUAAGAGUGAAUAGAGAGAUUGAGUGUAACGGUGCAAUGCGGAUAAGCAUUAAGUUUAAAAAAUAUGUCAUACCAUUUUUGUAUGAACGAUUGAGAAGUAAAAAAAUGUAUUUUUUUAAUUUCAACGCUGUUUUGCAACGUUGUUCAAACUUUCGCGGAAUUAAAAGAAGAAAAAUACCAACCAAGAUGAAAAAUCAUUGCUCCCUUUCGAUCCUAGUUUCACAAUGGGAUUUUUCACCCCCUCUUGACCACUUCGUGCUUCAGGCCAUCUCAUUCUUUAUCCGCUAGACACUUUAUUUCACCCGUUCCGAGAGCGGCUUUCUCGCGUUUGGGCGGACCACCAUCCUCGAAUUGUGUCCUUCCACCGUUGGUAAAAUUUGCCCAAAAAUCUUGAACAAAAAAAAUCCCUCACCCCACGUUUUGUCAUUGAAUUUUUCAUUUUUGUAAAACCAUCUCUGUGUAUCUCUCCAUGUUGAUGAUAAAUCUCAAUGUUGCAUGUAUACGUGUAAACUUCUAAAUGCUUGUCUGUCUAUGUCGCUGUGCUGGCUCGUGUCCUCUCUUGAUCGCCCACAGGUGCCUCCUGCCCCGAUGCAGAAAUUCCCUCAACCCCUCAGUCUCUUGUCAAUUUAUUUUUCCUUCCGCCUCAACGAGUCAUUUCCCCCGUGUACACCCGCAACUACGUGAACGAAGAAUGAAAGGGCAAAUCGUAUAUAUACACAUCAACAUCUUCACACACAUCUAUAUAUUUUUUCAUCAUCCCCACCACCCCCCACAACGACACAAGAACAUAUAUUUUUUUAUGAUCGACAUUCACGCAGAGUUAUAAAAAGAAUGUUCACGGUAAGGCGAUGUUAACCAGGUGAAAUGACUCUUUAUUGAGUGAAUGUGUGUGUGAGGGGCACGAGGUACCGGACACAAAUGUCCUCUUUAUCUUUAUCCUCUCUUCCUCGGAUACUUAAAAAUUUUAUCUCAUGAAUUUUUCUACGGUAAAACGUGUCAAUUUUCACUCAAUAUCCCCCCCCCCCCUUCUCCGUUGAAAUUCCCGUCCUAUCUGUGAACUUAAUGAAAAUCUCUUCUCUCCUGACGACGAAGAAUCAUGAAAAAUAUGGAAACCCCUUCUGAUGAAUCCCGCGAAUCAAAUCCAAUGCGAUAUUACUCAAAGUCAAUUACUCAAUUAAACCAAAAGAAUACUAAAGCAAAACAAAUAUUAUGGAGAAUUAUAACCCAAAGAUGUAUAUUUAAUUAGACGAGCGAUCUCAAUGAUUUUUGUUUUCUCAAUUAUGAAGAAUAUAAAUCGAUCUACUGUAAUUUAUUCACAAUAUCACGGAGUCCUAAGAGGAUUCUACCACAUAUAUCUUUACUCUCCUUCUCCAGGAAAAUCCUCGCAAUGAAUAACAGAGAAACAAAUAACGAAAAUAUACCGAAUGAAUACUAUUCUUCGAUAUGCAAAUAAACAUAUAUUCUUAGCAAAUCUUUUCCUCUCUUGUUCGCACCUUCGAUGUUUCUACGUGCAUGUGUGUAUCUACUUCAAUCAUGUGGUUAAAUUCCAACGAGAAUUCCGUGAAAUUACAUUGAACAGUUGUUAUUGGAAUUUAAUCAAGUGAGUCUAUAGCUAAGCGGUAAAGAUUAAUAUCGUCCAUGUCUAUGCGGUGUGCAAUGCUGCACACGUCCGUACUCAAAACAAUGAAAAAAAACGAUUAAAAAAAAAAGAAAAA